ACAACAGAUCAGACUGAGUUGCGGGCAGAAGUACGGCUUCUUCACCUCGGAGCAAAUUCUCUCUGUCUAGUCGUGUGUAGUUUGUUGUCGUUCUGUUUCUCUACUAGCAGGAGUUUGGCACUUUUUAAUCCAGGAUGGUGAAGGUGUCGUUUAACGCCGCGUUGUCACAGAAAGAUGUGAAGAAAGACGCUGAAACUCUCAUUCCCGAAGAGGACAAAGAUGCUGAGGCAGCGUUUGUGGUGCGUCACCAGUCUCGGGCCUGGUGCUGGUGCAUGUGUCUGGGUCUGGCCCUCAUGCUGUCUGGGAUGGUGGUUGGAGGAGCUUACCUGUACCGCUACUAUGUCCUGGAGAGAGAAGUGGAUCCCAUGGAUUACUAUGGAGAAGAGGGCCAGGUGUUUGUGUGUGGGGUGGACUACCGUGAGGAAGACUACAUGAUCCGUGAGGAGGAAGAGGUGCAUGUUGAGCUGCCAAACCAGUUCCGCCUGCGCCAGCUGGAGGAGACCAUCCGAGUGCUGGAGAGGGAACAGGUGGAGCUGAUCAGCGUCCCUGUGCCUGACUUUGAUGAUGGAGACCCUGCUGACAUCGUCCACGACUUCCAGAGGAGGUUGACCGCCUACCUGGAUCUGAGUUUGAACAAGUGCUACGUCAUCCCGCUCAACACCUCCAUCGUCAUGCCUCCCAAAGACUUACUGGAGCUGCUUGUUAAUGUCAAGGCCGGCACCUACCUGCCUCAGUCUUACUUGAUCCAUGAGGAGAUGGUGGUGACGGAGCGCCUGGAGCACGUCGACCAGCUGGGCUACUUCAUCUACAACCUGUGCCGCGGCAAGGAGACCUUCAAGCUGCAGCGCAGAGACAGGAUUCUGGGCAUGCAGAAGCGUGAGGCUAGGAACUGCCGCAAGAUUCGCCACUUCGAGAACACGUUUGUGGUGAUGACUGAGAUCUGUCUGUAAGAAGCCUCGUUGCCUCACAGAUACUCUUAAAGUCAUUAGCGUGCAGUGAGAUUGUGUUUUUAAUCUUCACUUCUUUGUUUCUGUCCUUUACUUCAGGUUAGUUUGAGUGAGUGAGAGGAGUGAAAUGUGAAGCUGUUUGAUGAUUAUUCAGUGAUUGUGAAAAAAAAGGUGAAGAGUAUUUUUCCACUUUGUGUUUUGGGGAUCUUUGUUUUUCAUGCUAUCUUUUCAGAAAAUAACUAGUUAAAAUUCAGACUCUGAGUUCUGAGUACUAAAUUAUUUUAAUCAAAAUCAUAUAUAGCCUGAACAUUUAUUUUAAUAUACAUACAUAUUGUCAGUUUAAGUAUAAAGUAGCAAGAAAAAGGGCGACUUUUUGUACCACUCUCUGGUUUUUGGAACAGACCAGGGGAGACUUUAAUUUUUGUAUUUCGUCUGCUGUAGCUAUUAAUACACUGCACCUGUUCUUUUCUAACUGGAAACUGAUCUUAAAAUAAGAGUGUGGACAUGUUCUGCUUUUGUUUAGCUUUAAAAAAUGUAAGUAAGAAAAGAUUAAGUAAGAAAAAGAAAUGGAAAAAAUAUAAUUCACUGAUAUUUUUUUUGUGCACGUGAAAACACACUUAUGUUAAAGUCUUUUUUCUAAAGGGUCUUUUUUUGAAUGUGUAAGUUUUGGAUAACUCUUCUUGUUUUACUAAUUUGUGUAUAUAAUCUCUUGGAAGAUAUGACCAGACCAACCAAUAAAUAAAACAGAGAAAACACAAA
Messenger RNA from Scomber japonicus (chub mackerel), 1706 nucleotides. RefSeq names its product integral membrane protein 2B-like. NCBI's taxonomy places the organism in Eukaryota, Metazoa, Chordata, Actinopteri, Scombriformes, Scombridae. The record is from RefSeq and is a predicted model, not a curated record. Gene Ontology annotation, molecular function: amyloid-beta binding. The transcript is spliced from 8 exons. Gene Ontology annotation, biological process: negative regulation of amyloid precursor protein biosynthetic process. Gene Ontology annotation, cellular component: extracellular exosome; plasma membrane; Golgi apparatus. Bases 135 to 950 code for a protein of 271 amino acids.